Exaiptasia diaphana is the source of this 907-nucleotide messenger RNA. RefSeq lists its product as uncharacterized. Bases 104 to 907 code for a protein of 267 amino acids. Lineage: Eukaryota; Metazoa; Cnidaria; Anthozoa; Actiniaria; Aiptasiidae. The transcript is spliced from 7 exons. The record is from RefSeq and is a predicted model, not a curated record.
GGUUACAAAGURCAAUGUUGACCUUGCGGUUGUUAGGUGUGGACACUCUAAUAUACUCACAGAAUCAAGGAGUUUACAAUUAUCAUCAGGAUGGAAGCUAACAAUGGAAGAGUGCGACUAUCCGUCCGACAUUGAUUACGUACGGAAGAGUGAGCUAUCGGCCAAAGCACAAUCUUCUGGAAACGUUCAGGAGGAUACGUUUGAUAUUUUGGGUGAUAAUUCACAAUCUCCAAAUAGAAAGAAACGCCUACGGGAAGAGACAAGCGACGACAAAGAAGCAGUUGAAAAAAGAAAGAAACUGCCGAAAAACGUCGAUCAAUCUACUCCUAAGGAGGAGAGUUGUGCUGAUAAACCCAAGACUGAGUUUGUGGCGGUUUGCUACACUUCUAAAAAGCCUGGAUGCUCGACCUUUUAUCUUGGGCAGAUUGUUGACCGGGAAGACCAGUUAGUAUCGGUCAACUUUCUGCAAAAGGUAAAGGGUGGAAGAGGUUACAUCUGGCCUAAAAAAAUUGAAAAAGAAGACGUCUAUGACCACCAGAUAUUUGCGUCAGGUCUAACAGCUAGAGUAGAAGAAAAURUUUUUAGUUUUGAUGAAGGGGCUUUUCAGGAAGCCUUCGAGGAAUGCUGCCAAAACCUGAUUAAAAUAGAACGUAAAAUGAAGAUUGAAUCAGUAUGGGAAGAGACGGGUACUCCGUAUYGGAAAAUUGGCCCAGUCUCCUGGAAGGAUUUCAAGACGCUACAAUUGGACAUGCUGGAAGUUCAAGAGACGCAAAUGAAAAUCACUCUCGGCAUGUCUGAAUCCGGAUGGGAAGUGGGCUAUGUAAUUGAUGAGGUACAUAUAUGCCAUAUUUGUAAUGUAUUCAUCACGCUAAACACAAUCAUUAUGUUUCAACCAUUUUUUUCUUGA